AUGGCUGCCCGGACACUGGAGCAUUGGGCGGACGCGAUUUCAACCCCGCGGGAGUUUGGGCAACUCACGACAACGGCUGUCCGCCCCUGCCUGGAAAAAUUCGUAGGCAGGAGGGUGCGCGUACUGACAUUCCAGCUGGUGCAGGUGAUGUCCGGACACGGCUGUUUCGGUCAUUACCUGCAAUGGAUAAAGAAGGAGCCCAUCACCGGGUGCCACCACUGCCCGGAGCCGAAUAGCACCGUGCAUCACACCCUGGCCGAAUGCCCAGCAUGGGUCAGGGAGCGCGGUGUCCUGGCCCGGGCAGUGGGGUGCGGGGAGGACGAGUUGUCGCUCCCGCGCAUGGCAAGAGCCAUGUGCGGGAGCGAGGAGGUAUGGGGAGAAGCGGUCUCCUUCUGCCGCAGCGUGCUGUUGCGGAAGGAGGCCGCCGAAUGGGAGCGUCACCCCGUACUCACCAAAGCAGCCAUGCCCGGUGAGUACCUGUGUCAUACUAAAUGUUAG
Harpegnathos saltator (Jerdon's jumping ant) is the source of this 498-nucleotide messenger RNA. RefSeq lists its product as uncharacterized. The coding region runs from base 1 to 498 and encodes 165 amino acids. The record is from RefSeq and is a predicted model, not a curated record. NCBI's taxonomy places the organism in Eukaryota, Metazoa, Arthropoda, Insecta, Hymenoptera, Formicidae. The transcript is spliced from 2 exons.